AUGGGGGGGGGGGUCUGCAGCCACCUGGUGGUCAAGGUCAAGGGGAUCCUGUUCCAACGAACAACUCACUUUAAUUGUGUGAAGAGAUUAAUUCAAGCUCUGUCUCUCUGUGUCCAUCAAUCCCAGGACUUGACCCACUGUGAGCACUGUGACGUGGAAUGGAUCAAGAAAGCGGGUGACGAACAGGUGAACCUGGCGUUAGCCUACACUGAGCUGAUAGAGGAGCUGGGUCGGGUCCGAAGUCUGACCACGAAACAGAACGACCUCCUACGACAGAGCCAGCAGGAGCCUGUCUCUCGACCUCCUCCCACGCCCAAGCGUCUCUCACCCACGUCCCCCCAGCGCUCCUCCCUCUCCCCUGACAGGCUGAUGCCCACCCCCUCCCCUCCUCUGUCGUUGUGCGAUGGCCCCGCCUCCUACUCUCAGCAGCCAACCAGCAGCCGUCUUCGAGCAAAGUUCCAGGGUCGGCGCAGCUACUCUGAGGUUUCUGACCCAUCAGCAGUCCACAGACCCGCAGCACGUCUGAUGAGGGACCCGGUCUCCACCCUCCCCAAACCCAGGCCCCUCCUGGGGGAGUCAGCGGGGUACGGCCAAAGCAAACCUCAGCUUCGGACCUCCUUGGUGGGCCUGGUCAGACCAGCGUCGGCUCACGGAGGUGGAGGUGACAGAGGAGGAGGUGGAGUUCUUUAUAUUAGGGGCGGAGAGAGGGGGGGAGGCAGCAGUCUGAGCAGCAGCCCUCAUCACUGUGCUCUGGACCGGGGGUUCCCAUUGGCUGCUGAGGUUCAUCACUUCUGUCGCAUCGCCGACCCACUGGAGCCCACCCCACUGGUGACGCCCCCCCAGUCCUCUGAUGAUGAAGAGGACGUGUGCGCCUACCUUUCGCCGGCCGCGAGUCCGCCCCGGACGCUGGGGGCCAUCGGGAUCGUCUCGUCCUCACCUCGAGAGCAGCCCCUCCGUCCCCCGUUCCCGUCACCUAGGAAACAGCCCCACCACCCCUCCUUCUCGGCCCCCGAGGGUCCUGCCACUCUCUCCUGCCAUCUGCCACCUUACAUGAACACUGAGCACGCUCAGUCGUGGCCUUCCAUCAAUUUAUGGAUGGAGUCAGAGGAGAGCGCUGUCCGUAGCUGCCCCCUGUGUCAGCUGACCUUCCCCACUGGAUACCCCGACGACGCCCUCAUCAAACACAUCGACUCUCACUUGGAAAACAGCAAGAUCUGAACCUUAUCGGUAUCGUUGAGACGUUCUACACCUGGAGACGAGGCUCAGAUCCCGGGUGUCGAGAGCGUUCAGUCAGCCUGCAUGCUUGGGUCGGUAGGACUUUUCCAGAACUUUCCACUGAGGCGCGCUGUGACUUUGGCAGCUCCAGACUUGAGCCUUUUAUCAUUUCAUCUCUGAGAUGUCUUUUUUUUUUAAGUCUUGUUGUUGAAGGACAUGUCUCCCACACAGACUGCUCUGUGUUGAAUGGGAAAAGAGAUGAAAAGCAGCGUUUGUACAUAAAAGACAGAGCUGUUUGGAACGGAAUGUUAAAUGAAAACAAAAAUAUAGAUAUAUAUAUAUAUAUUAAUCAUAUUAUUAUCAUUUCCUUUCAUAAAAAUUUUAAAAAAUGAAAAUAUAGAGUGAAGCAAAACCAGAGUUGGGAUCUACUGACUGCUGGAGUUGUACAAAGUAAAUGUGAGUAAAGUCUAAUGUGUGUGAAACAUUUCGUGGAUAAAAUGUGAUAUAAUUGACAGCAGAAGGCGUCUGCUGCCAUCGUCUGGUGUGGCCAUGAAAGUGCCUUGUCGUGUCCCACUAAUGGUUUUAUUUUGAAAGAGCAGAAUAGGGAAGAACAAUGUAUACAUAUAUGUACGCAUAUAUAUUGAUAUGUGUAUAUAUUCAAAUAUAUAUACUGUAUAUGUGCUAAAGUAUAUACAGUAGUAGGAAAAUAAAGAUAAAAUCGAUAGAUUGUAAGAUUAAAAUUAGAUAGCAACGAUAAUAAUCAUAAUACUUUAUAUUAUUAUUUAUGUUCUGUUUCAGAGAGACGAUACUACUACUAAGGGCUACUUUUAAAAUCGUGACUCGUCGUUUGAUACUAGAGUCUCUAUGUUUUCGACAGUCCGUCUCCGAUUCCCUUCUAGAAUCACUACGAUUCGAUACAGCCCAGAGCGUGUUGACGUGGUCUCACAGUCGCAACAAAUGCAUGUGACCUUAUUUUGAAAAUCAAGAGGAAACAAAACAAGUGUAAGAACCCUAGUCCUCAACUUAACAGACGACGAGAUCGAACGGUGAGACACGGAUAAAUCCGGUUGAUUUCACAUUUUGUACUUUGAAGACAUUUCACACUCGAGACCUUUACGUGUGUAUUUCUCAUGAACUGAAAAAAACAAACAAACUGCAGUGCAAAAAUGUUCUGACAAAAUCGUUUGAAAAUUCUGAGGAAGUAAAAGCCAAACGUUCAACAAAACACCGCGUGUUGCCAUGUGUUUGUUUUCGGUCCCUGCAAGUUACAGAGGAGUGGCGUGUCGGAGUAGAAAAAGAG
This is a messenger RNA of Cynoglossus semilaevis (tongue sole), 2515 nucleotides long. RefSeq names its product TANK-binding kinase 1-binding protein 1-like. Gene Ontology annotation, cellular component: cytoplasm. The transcript is spliced from 6 exons. Bases 1 to 1218 code for a protein of 405 amino acids. NCBI's taxonomy places the organism in Eukaryota, Metazoa, Chordata, Actinopteri, Pleuronectiformes, Cynoglossidae. The record is from RefSeq and is a predicted model, not a curated record.